Carcharodon carcharias (great white shark) is the source of this 990-nucleotide messenger RNA. It is a transcript of the gene psmb4, whose product is annotated as proteasome 20S subunit beta 4. The transcript is spliced from 8 exons. The coding region runs from base 52 to 810 and encodes 252 amino acids. Gene Ontology annotation, cellular component: proteasome core complex. Lineage: Eukaryota; Metazoa; Chordata; Chondrichthyes; Lamniformes; Lamnidae. The record is from RefSeq and is a predicted model, not a curated record.
UGGGGAGGGAUAAGUGUGAAUGGUACAGUCCAGCGGGCUGCCGGCUCUAAAAUGGCGGCGGCGGCGACGAGGAGCGGGAUGUGGGCCGAGGGGCCUGAGCCCGGCCGGUUCUAUACGGUGCCCGGCUCCAACCUGGGCCCGGCCACACACACCCUGAGUCCGAUGGUGACAGGUACCUCGGUGCUGGGGGUGAAGUUCGAUGGUGGGGUCAUCCUUGCCGCUGACAUGCUGGGCUCUUAUGGGUCGAUGGCCAGGUUCCGUAACAUACCCAGGCUGAUGAAGGUGAACAACAGCACGAUACUGGGAGCAUCAGGCGACUACGCAGAUUACCAGUACCUCAAACACGCCAUCGAGCAGAUGAUGAUUGAUGAAGAACUACUUGGAGAUGGUCACAGCUAUAGUCCAAAAGCGAUCCAUUCCUGGCUGACCAGAGUCAUGUACAACAGGAGAUGUAAGAUGAACCCUUUGUGGAACACCGUUAUCAUCGGCGGGAUGAACAACGGCGAGAAUUUCCUAGGUUACGUGGACAAGCUCGGCGUUGCCUACGAGGCUUCGACGGUGGCGACUGGCUUCGGGGCCUACCUGGCGCAGCCCCUGAUGAGGGAGGUCGCUGAAAGGCAGGCGCUGAUCUCGAAAGACGAGGCGCGUCAGCUGGUCGAGCGCUGUCUGAAAGUCCUGUAUUACCGGGAUGCACGUUCCUAUAACCGGUAUCAGAUAGCGACUGUAACAGAGGCUGGUGUGGAGAUCGAGGGACCGAUAUCCACAGAGACCAAUUGGGAAAUAGCACACUUGAUCAGUGGGUUUGAGUAGAAGAACAGAGUAUUCAUAGAACGACUGAUGGAUCGAUGGGAGAUGAAAAAUUCACUCCACGCUCGCUGACUCUAAAAGAUGCCGUUUGUAUGCUACUACACCUGUGGGAAACCUAUUCACUGUAUUUGCUGCAAUGUACAUGUUUAUAUUUACUGGGGAAAAUAAACUAAUGCUUUCGAA